AUGGUUAGAUGUCGAGCAAAAUGGGCAUUAUCGUUGCUGUUCCUUGCUUGGGUUAUAACUAUUGGCUACAUCGCUUAUCACAGCUAUAACAAUUCUUUAUUGAAUUCUUUUGCAUCAAUUCCCGCUCCUGGAACUUACACUGCUGCUGACUUGCGAGAGAAAUUUCGGCAAUCUUUUGAAAAAGCUAAUGCUAAAAGAAAUGAACUGAAUAAUGCUAUUAUCUACUCGAAACCGGAAAAAAUUCUGAGCUGGAAGGACUUUGAUCAUGAAGCUUUUUUGAGGAAAGGUAGUCUACAACCAGGUGAAGACAGAUAUGCUGCAAAUAAAUUUAAUCAAGCUGCCAGUGACGCUACAAGAUGGGAUCGCGAUAUUAUCGAUUCCCGGGAAGCAAGCACUAUAAUAUACGACACAGAAACUCUCCCUUCAACUUCGGUUAUAAUAACUUACCAUAAUGAAGCACGAUCGACAUUACUGCGUACAGUGGUCAGUGUAUUCCUUCGUUCGCCACCGCAAUUACUUCACGAAAUUAUUCUUGUUGAUGAUUUUUCAGAUGACAUUGCGAUUGGAACAGAUUUGCUGUCAAUAGAAAACGUGAUUGUUAUAAGAAAUACAAAACGUGAAGGUCUAAUAAGAUCUCGUGUGAAGGGAUCAGCACUGGCGCGUGCCUCGGUGCUUACUUUUUUGGAUAGUCACUGUGAAUGUAAUGUAAACUGGUUAGAACCAUUGCUUGCACGAGUUAAAGAAAAUUAUCGGGCUGUCGUUGCUCCCGUUAUUGAUGUCAUCGACAGAGAUACGUUCAAAUAUGUAGCUGCCAGCGCUGAUUUGAGAGGAGGAUUUGAGUGGAAUCUCGUCUUUAAAUGGGAAUAUUUGACGGGCAAGUUACGGGAUGAGCGACAUGCACGACCCACGGCACCGAUAAGGACGCCAGUAAUAGCUGGUGGUUUAUUUAUGAUCCAGAAAGAUUGGUUUCAAAAACUAGGCACGUAUGAUGAAGAAAUGGAUAUUUGGGGUGGCGAGAAUCUUGAAUUAUCAUUUCGAGUGUGGCAAUGCGGUGGUUCAUUGGAAAUUAUUCCCUGCAGUCGAGUUGGUCAUGUGUUUCGUAAGCAACAUCCGUAUACUUUUCCAGGUGGCAGUGGCAAUGUUUUCCAAAAAAACACAAGGCGAGUCGCUGAAGUAUGGCUAGGCGAUUAUAAGCAUCUUUAUUUAAGAAAAGUACCAUCUGCUCGAUAUGUUGAUUUUGGCGACAUCACAGCAAGAUUGGAUUUAAAGGAAAGAUUACAGUGCAAGGAUUUCGAUUGGUAUUUGAAAGAGAUUUAUCCGGAAUUGACAAUUCCUUUGAAAGAGCAAGGACGAUAUCUGACAUUUAGACAAGGAAAAGUUUGUAUUGACUCUUUGGGUAAACAGAUUGCUUUAUCUUCCGUUGGUAUUUACCGUUGUCAUGGUACGGGAGGAAAUCAGGAAUGGGUAUUAAAUGGUAAGCUUGGUACUUUAAAGAGCCCAUAUUCAAACUUAUGUAUAACGGAUGACGAGAAGGGAAUGCUAAUUCUACAUUAUUGUAAUAUGACUAGAGGAAGAUGGAUUUUGGAUGAAGUGAACGGAAGAUUACUCAAAAAUAACCAGUGUACAGCUCUGCUGCUAUCAAGCUCUGAUGAUCGAGAUAAUGUGCUAGUGUUAAUGCCAUGUGAUGUUACGGAUGAACGACAACGUUGGAUAUUUGAGAAACCUCCAGCAUUUUGA
Acanthocheilonema viteae is the source of this 1737-nucleotide messenger RNA. NCBI's taxonomy places the organism in Eukaryota, Metazoa, Nematoda, Chromadorea, Rhabditida, Onchocercidae. The record is from the annotation of a GenBank genome assembly.